Molecule: messenger RNA, 573 nt
Organism: Brassica oleracea var. oleracea
Lineage: Eukaryota; Viridiplantae; Streptophyta; Magnoliopsida; Brassicales; Brassicaceae
Exons: 3
Coding region: 1-573 (190 amino acids)
Source: RefSeq, a predicted model, not a curated record
AUGAGUAUCGAAAAAGGCAAUCACGAGGAGCCAACUGCAGAAGAGAGGUCCGUUAUUAUUUUUGGGAUCUUUUGUAUUAUCAAAGGGUCCUCUCGCAAAGAACCAGUUCCGAAGAUAGAACUAGCUUCUAUGGAUUUCGCGGUGCUUAAUAUCACAGACACUCGUUUAAGUGCAAAGUGGGAUGUGUCGAUACGGAUCCCCUGCGAUCUUCCUGGUCGCUAUAUAUGUCUUCAAGGAGACUUUCAAGCUUCCUUCAUGUACAAGGAUGUUACUCUUGCUACCUCUUCCCCACAAAAGUACAAAGAUCUCCAACACGGUGAACCUCAGGUUCUUAAGGUUUCAGCAGGUGUCUCGGGAGAAGAUAUUGGUGGUUUGAUAGUUAAAGAUAUAACUGAAGAUAUGAAAGAGAAGAAGGAAGUGCGGUUCGGAACGCGUUUUUAUCUCACUGAUUGCAGGGAAAAGACAACUGGUACUAUGAGAUACGCAUGUGACGAUGUCACCUUGCGAUUCGAACCAGGUUCCGAGAUGAAGGCGGCUUUGUUUGGGAAGAACCCUAGAUGCGUCUAUUAUUGA